ACUAAGCCCGGUAACAGAAACGAGUUUCGUGGCUCCAGUGAAGCACAUGGUGAGACAGGCGAUGCAACUAUGAAGGUGCCCGGUGAAGCGGCACGAAGCUCAGGCUGUUACGUGGGCCCCGGGUUAUUGUUCAAGAACGACUCGGACCAAGGCAUGGAACUCGCUGGAGCUGUCUCGAAAUACCAUUGGACAACGCAGAGCGUCUUGCUGUCCGUUUUGCAAGUGCAACGAAAGGUAUAAACGAUCUGACAUAGCGAGUACUAGUCAGUAACUAAAGCAAGGAGAUCAUGUAAGGAGUUGGUGAGCUUUGUGGCGUCAAGUUGUUCUUUUCCGCUUACCUCGGGAUUUGCCGGGGUACUACGUUCAGCAGUUCAGGAAGUUUGUGGCCAGUUGAGGAAAAAAAGCGGGAAAAGUUUCGACAACGAUGCAACGUAUGCGACCUUCGGCCGAGUGCAAAAUAUGGCCUGCUUUUCUGCAUCCAUAUAUCUUCUCUUGCAUGGUCUUCACGUCCCCUGGACUCCUGGCAUACAGCAUCCCCUUCUAGUCGAUUUCUUGAAGGAGGUUCCCAAAAUAACCUGAGCAAAAUGUCCAGUCCUCGGCCAUCUCAAGACACUUCACGGCUCUCACAAACGGACGUAAGGGUAAAUUGCUCUGAUAAAAACAGUGAUGUCACCGCAGCCUUCGGAAGAGCACUUAACGAGAAGAAACACGACGUUGAUGUUGACGGAAAGACAAUAACGCGUCAUGUUACACAUGAGUUUGAUGUGUAUGGAGAUGAAGAAGCUGCAGACAUCCAAUACAGGACAAUGGUUUGGUGGAAAGCCGCUGCUCUUAUGUUAGCGGAGACGGUCUCACUUGGAAUUCUUUCACUUCCAUCCGUAUUCGCCACCCUUGGUAUAGUUGGAGGCUGUAUUCUCGUUCUCACUCUUGGUGCAGCCGCAACUGCUUCUGGAUACGUCAUCGGCAAAUUCAAGUUGCGAUAUCCACAUGUUCAUAACAUGGCCGACGCCGGUGAAAUCCUUGCUGGCCCUAUUGGCAGAGAAUUCCUCGGUGCUGCUCAAGUUGUCUUUAUGGUAUUCAUCUGCGCAAGUCAUGUGCUUACGGGCAAGAUCGCAUUUGAUACCUGUAACUCAUCCAUACCUUUUUCAGUACAUGUUCCUUCGUCUCACUUGCGCUUAGUUACUGCGGGAGCGUCCUGUUCUGUGCUGUGGGCAGCCAUAUGCGCUAUCGUCUCGCUUGUGUGCACUCUUCCACGUACACUGAAUGGUAUGUCGCACAUGAGUGUUAUAUCGUUCGUGUCAAUCCUUGCUGCUGUCUUCAUUACCAUGAUCGGUGUGGGUGUCACUGGUCAUACAGGAAAUAUUAGCGUCACCGUCGCGCCAAACCUGUCAUUCGCGAAUGGAUUCCUCGCCUUCACCAAUAUAAUUUUUGCCUACGCGGGACAUGUUGCAUUCUUCACAUUCAUCGCAGAGAUGAAGGUGCCAGAAGACUUCCCGAAAGCUCUCUACGUUCUACAAAUUGCUGACACAACUCUGUACCUCGUCGUUGGUGUCGUUGUAUACGCCUACGUGGGAUCAACCGCCGUUUCCCCUGCUCUUGGCAAUACUGGCUUAACACUUCGUAAGAUCGCGUAUGGCAUCGCAAUGCCGACCAUCAUCAUUGCCGGUGUCAUCAACGGCCAUGUUUGUGCGAAGAUGGUCUUCAUUAGGAUCUUCCGUCGUGAUGGCGUAAAGUCAAAGCACAUGACUUCAAAUUCACUCAUCGGUUGGGCGACUUGGGUUGGCAUUUGCGUCGCUAUCUGGGUGCUAGCUUUCGUGAUUGCUGAAGUAAUCCCAUUUUUCAACGGCCUGUUGGGAAUAAUCAGUUCGAUGUUUGCGACUUGGUUCACCUACGGUAUUUCUGGCAUCUUCUGGUUUUACCUUACACCAAGAUCAGAAUACUGGUCUUCGACUAAGCAGAAGCUGAAAGCCUUGUUCUGGGGUUUCGUCAUCCUUUUUUGCGCAUUCGUCAUGGUUGCGGGUUUCUACGCAAGUGUGGCUAGCAUUAUUGAUGGAUACAAGACUGGAGGCUUCAAAGGGCCCUUCAGUUGCACAAGUAGUGCAUUGGUAUAACCUUCUAUUGAGUUCGUACGAUUGAAUGGGUGUUCAUGAAUAACGACCAAAAGAAAAUAUUGCUCUCGGCAUCAAUGCUACAUUUACGACAGACAAUAUCUUAGACUUUGUAUCAGUAGACUGCUUAGAAUCAGAUAAUGACCAAUCGUGCUCCACGCCGUACUUCCAACUGUAUUGACUCAGCUCAUGUUGUUGCC
Molecule: messenger RNA, 2308 nt
Organism: Somion occarium
Lineage: Eukaryota; Fungi; Basidiomycota; Agaricomycetes; Polyporales; Cerrenaceae
Source: the annotation of a GenBank genome assembly